Messenger RNA from Phacochoerus africanus (Common warthog), 6337 nucleotides. RefSeq names its product transmembrane protein 151B (gene TMEM151B). The transcript is spliced from 2 exons. The coding region runs from base 1668 to 3446 and encodes 592 amino acids. The record is from RefSeq and is a predicted model, not a curated record. NCBI's taxonomy places the organism in Eukaryota, Metazoa, Chordata, Mammalia, Artiodactyla, Suidae.
GCAGGGGGAGGGGCAUGGGGCGGAGCCUCACGGACCCUGGCAGGUGGGGGAUGGUGGCCGGGAUCCAAUCUCGCGGAGAGGGAUGCUAUCGUGAAGGCCGGGAAGGGUGACUUGUAGGGGCUGCGGAGACAGGAGAGCACCUGCCAGAUCCAUGGGAGAAAUAGUGGUGUCACCUGAGGUGGGAUCCUAAGAAGGUCAAAUGCAUGCAGAGGCGAUGCCCCCUGGGGUCACUGGGAGUGUGUGCGGGGUUAUGCACCUCUCUCUCCCAAUGCCCAUGCAGCGCCGCCCCCGGGGGUGGGGGGGGGGUCUGAGCCCAGGAAUCCUUCCGCGUGUAGCGACUGAGCACAACCCUAGUUGGGGGUCCUACUUCUGCACCUGGAGACAAAGAGCCGGAGGAAAGUGCCAGGGGCUCCCCAUCUUCCACGCACACUCGUGCACCCUGCACUAGGGCAGAAGCACACAGACAGGGACGGGCCUGCAGGCAGGGCCCCUUCUCACCGGGACAAGCACAUGCUCAGGUGAGGACACGAAGGUACACAAGUCCCUCCCGCCCCCAGGACAAGGCUCUCUGAAAGGCACAGGUACCCUCAUCUUGUCUAUAUAUACUGUGUACUGUUUCCUAGCCCACCUACCUAUCUAACUUACAGAUCUUUCCUGGGAUUUCACACCAGGUCCAGGGCCCACUGCCUGUUAAGUUGCCCUUCCCCUCCUCCCUCUUUUCCCUCCCUCCACUAGCCUCCAGGUCCCGCCUGGGGAGUUGAAGGACUAAGUCAGGAUCUCAGCAGGAGGGUGUGUGGAGGGGGUUCCUAAAGCUAGAGAGUGGGGGGAGGAGAGGGAAAGCCCAGGACACCACCAGAAAUCCGACUCAGUGCUGGUCGCUGAGUGGCUGUGGGUGCCAGCACCCAGGAUGCAAAGAGAAUGAAGCCCGGCCUUCAGGAGCACCCAGUCUAGUGGAGGAGCCAGGCGUGUAAACAGCUCAGCGGGGCAAGCGUGGAGCAGAAGUGCUAAGCGCUUUAACAGGUCCCCUACCAAAACCGUGUUCUCUUAGCAAAUGCCUGGGCUGCAGCUUCCUGUCUCCCUAUCCCUGUCCCUCAUCCCUUCUCCCCAGCCACGGGUCCUGGAUAUUUCCACCUGGACCGCCUUCUGCUCAGGGACACAAGCCCCUGCCUCCCAUCUUAGAACAGGGGAAGGAUGUUAGGGUUCAGGAGGGAGACUCGCAGGGGAAUUGGGGUCCAGGGUGUGGGGAAAGAGGGCUUGGGCUUUCCUGGGAGGUGUGAAGCCGCUUGUCAGAGACAGGGGGUGGGUGGGUCAGGGAAAGUGGCUCAUCCUGGGUUCUGGAAGAAGGGAGGGCCCUGCCUGUUAAGUGAGAAGGUGAUGUCACGGGCCCCUCCCUCCGUUCCUGGAAUGCCUGGAAGGGGUCCGGGUCCCGGACCUGCCGUCGCUGAUGCCUGUCUGUCCUUCCUGUCUUUCCUAUCCACACCUCCUCCCGUUUCAUUGCUCAUCUUUGUGUCUGUCUUUGGACGCUGUUUCUCUUGGUGCCAUCCUAUCCAUCUGUGUCUCUUCUGCCACCUGGGCCUCCUCCUUCCAUCUCUGGCUGUGAUCCCUCUGCCUCCUGGGGCGUCCCUCUCUGUACUUCCGUAUACUGGCACCCCCCCUUUCCUGUCCUCAUGGCUCACUCUGGGUCACUUCGGUGUUUAUCUCUGGUCCUGGCCUCCCAUCUCGGCCUGACCUCUUCUCUCCACAUCCUCAUCUGUCUGCCCAUCAUCUCUGGUGCUGCAUCUCUGGUGCUGCAUCCAUCUCUGUGCUGGGUCCUGCCACUCUGUCUCACCCCCCCAACUCAUCUCGGCCCCUUUCCCUGCCCAUUCGAGCAGCAGCGUCCCAUCCAGCCCUCUUUCACCAAGUCCCUCUGCCGUGAGUCCCACUGGAAGUGCCUGCUGCUCUCGCUGCUCAUGUACGGCUGCCUGGGGGCCGUGGCCUGGUGCCACGUCACCACGGUGACCCGCCUCACCUUCAGCAGCGCCUACCAGGGCAACAGCCUCAUGUACCACGACAGCCCCUGCUCCAACGGCUAUGUCUACAUCCCCUUGGCCUUCCUACUCAUGCUGUACGCUGUCUACCUGGUGGAGUGCUGGCACUGCCAAGCCCGCCAUGAGCUGCAGCACCGAGUGGACGUGAGCAGCGUGCGGGAGCGUGUGGGCCGCAUGCAGCAGGCCACGCCCUGUAUCUGGUGGAAGGCCAUCAGCUACCACUACGUCCGCCGCACCCGCCAGGUCACCCGGUACCGCAACGGAGACGCCUACACCACCACCCAGGUCUACCAUGAGCGCGUCAACACGCACGUGGCUGAGGCCGAGUUCGACUACGCGCGCUGCGGCGUCCGUGAUGUGUCCAAGGCGCUGGUCGGGCUGGAGGGCGCGCCGGCCACGCGGCUGCGCUUCACCAAGUGCUUCAGCUUCGCCAGCGUGGAGGCCGAGAACGCGUACCUGUGCCAGCGCGCGCGCUUCUUCGCCGAGAACGAGGGCCUGGACGACUAUAUGGAGGCGCGCGAGGGCAUGCACCUCAAGAACGUGGACUUCCGCGAGUUCAUGGUGGCCUUUCCCGACCCGGCCAGGCCGCCCUGGUACGCCUGCUCGUCGGCCUUCUGGGCCGCGGCGCUGCUCACGCUGUCGUGGCCGCUGCGCGUGCUGGCCGAGUACCGCACGGCCUACGCGCACUACCACGUGGAGAAGCUCUUCGGCCUGGAGGGCCCGGGUUCCGCCGGCGGCAGCGCGGGCGGCGGCCUCAGCCCCAGCGAUGAGCUGCUGCCCCCGCUCACGCAUCGCCUGCCGCGGGUCAACACGGUGGACAGCACAGAGCUCGAGUGGCACAUCCGCUCCAACCAGCAGCUGGUGCCCAGCUACUCGGAGGCGGUGCUCAUGGACCUGGCCGGGAUGAGCGCGCGCUGCGGCGGGGGCGCGGCGGGCGGCUACACGCCCACGUGCCGCUACGGCGGGGUGGGCGGCCCGGGCGCCGCGGGCUUGGCCGCGUACCGGCGCAGCUGCGAGCACUGCCAGCGCGCGGUCAGCAGCUCGUCCAUCUUCUCGCGCAGCGCCCUGAGCAUCUGCGCCAGCCCGCGGGCCGGCCCGGGGCCAGGCGGCGGACCGGGCUGCGGGGGCAGCCGCUUCUCGCUCGGCCGCCUCUACGGCUCCCGGCGCAGCUGCCUGUGGCGCAGCCGGAGCGGGAGCGUCAACGAGGCGAGCUGCCCCACCGAGCAGACGCGGCUCUCGAGCCAGGCCAGCAUGGGGGACGACGAGGACGACGACGACGAAGAGGAGGCCGGGCCGCCGCCGCCCUAUCAUGACGCCCUCUACUUCCCGGUGCUCAUCGUGCACCGGCAGGAGGGGUGUCUGGGCCACAGCCACCGGCCGCUGCACCGCCAUGCCUCCUGCGUAGAGACCUCACUGUGACCCCGGCUCCCUGGACCGGCCCGCCGGCCUCCUCCCCGCCCCUCGCCCGACGGUGCUCCCUGCGUGUAGCAGAUGGAGUCACGCUGGUGGUGGCCAGGGCUGUGCUGGGCACGGCGGGGGUGGGGUGAGGGGAGGUGAGGGGGAGCGGGACAGACCCCCGAUGGGGCCGACCCUCCCCCUCCCUGUACAUAAAGAGACAGCUGGGGGGAGGGGUGGGCCGCUCCGAGAGAACCCCCCCGUCCCCCGCCGAGCCGUCUCUAACAGCCCCGCCCCCGAGUCCCUAGGGAGACCACCUCCCCUUCCUACACGCACACUCGAGUUUUCCCGUCCCGUCUUUCAACGGAUCCUCUGACUGUUAGGUGGCGACUGUGCUGAGGGCUCCGCGUUGGGCCGGGUCUCCAGGGAGAGGCCCUCGCAGUGCAGCUGGGGCGGUUUCGAGGCGUGUCGAGGGGAAGGGCAACUGGGGUUUUCCUUCCUCCGCGGCCUGGUCCCACUGGGGCCUCUCUCUACCGGGGCGGGGGGGCCGUGGUUUGGAGAACAGCAGGGCUAGCUUCCAACCAAGCUAAUGAAUUCAGUGGGUCUGAGGCCGCGGCCGGGUGUCGGCCGUGACGCUCCACCUCAAAGCCGGGAACGGCUGCUCUUCUCUUGGCGCUGGCCCCUGAGAUGAGAUCGGGAUUUCCUUUCUUCCACUCCCUCCGCUGUUGGCUGUUGUUUAUCUCACUGGCCCCGGGAGGCUGGGGCCCCGGGUGGGGCUGGGGGGACUGUGCUCACCUGCAGACGUCACCUCCCUUCUCACCUGUUCCCUGGCUCUGAAGAGCUGCUGGCAAGGGCGCGGCGGGGAGGCUAACUGUGGAGGGCAGUGCACCUCAGUCCUUUAAACUGCAGUCUCCUCAAGUGGGUUCUGGGAGGGCACUCCCUUCAGAGAGGGUGGGAUACCACCCAGCUGGCAUUCCUUCAAGCAGGCCAAGGUAGGGGGAGUGGGACACAGGCCUGGGUGACAAGGGGAAUUCUGGAAGCAGGUGGGAGUCCAAGAGGAGAGGGCAGUGAAAAGAGCCCCCUAGAGGUGAGGGUGUCAGUGGGGUGGCCCUUGCCUCCCCUGCACCUGCGGGGAGGAGUGGAGUGUGAGUCCCCAUGCAGAGCCUCUGCAGGGCCAAGGAUUUUGUCACGAGCCCCAGCUGGAGAAAGACUCAAUUCCAGCAGCAGGGCCAGAGGUAGGAGUUCUUGAAAUCUUGCUCAACUCCCCUGUCCUGCCCUAGCUUGGGAGCUGAAGCCCUGCUGUGUGUCCCAGGGUCUUCAAAGGGGCAUCCUGCCAUCGCCCCAGGACGCUGGCCCCACAUCCUGUUCCCUCCCCACUCCUAGCCUGAUGUGCUUCCGUGUGCAUGUCUGUGUACAACCCCCCUGCCCUCCCCACUGGCUAAAGUUUUCCCAGCUGAUUUAUUGCCCAGGGAUUGAGCUCACAUUUCCAGCUGGAGAGGAUAACCCUGGGGCCUCGAGGCUGCUCACCCUGCUGCUUCUCCCCGUACCUGAGCCAUCAGAGCUCUCCUUCCCCUUCCUUCAGCCUCUGCCUUCAUCCUCCAGCCUGGCCAGGCCUGCAGCCCCGAGGGCGUGGCCUCCACCUAUGCAACAUCUCCUCUGGCUCCCCUUCCCUCUUUCCUCGGGGGACUGGGGGGGGGGGGCACAGACUGUGGGCACACCCUGGCCCCGGGCCCAUCCAGGUUGAGUUUAACUUUCACAUGGAGAUGGCUGAGUGGGAAGGGAGAGGAGGCCGGAGGAGGGGAGGCGUGGGCAGGAGGGAAGAGCUGCCUGCUAGGUCUCCCUGGGCAGCAGUGCCCACCUACCUUGCAGCACUGGGCCCAGAGUCUGUGCUCCUCGGGGGCCUGGCGGUUGGAGCGUGCCUCUUUCCUGUGAAUGGACAUCUGCAAGGUGCAGGUGGUGAGCUGUGGCCUGAGGCCCCAGUUCUUGGCCAGUUGGCAACCCGAUGUCGUGCUCUUGUGUGGGGCAGCCUGGCCACCUCAUGGCUCCCAGAAAGGAGACACUCAGCUCCUCCCGAGAUGGAACCCAAGCUGGGAGGAGAGAGAAGGGGAGGCGCUGUUAUUAUUUUUGCCUGUAUUGACCAUUUCUGCCUAGGUCUUCUCACACAGACAGCCUCACCUCCCACACAUGCACAGACGUAGAGAGAAACCAAUUCUUUGGGUUUUUUUUUUUUCCUUGGUAGCUUUAUUGAUUGCCAGGGAAAAUGAAAACGAGAAAAUUAAUCUCUAAAAUUAAACUUUACACUGAAUGUUCUUGUUUCUCGAAUUAGAACCUCUGCUAGCAGCUGUGGCUAUGUACACUCACACACACCCUCACACCUACACGUUUGCACUCCGGAACUGUCAGAGGGUGUCAGGCACAGACCCGAGGUUGCCCAGACAGGCACACACGUGCAGUGGCUCCCAAGCCCCCUCUGGUGCUCUGCUCAGCACCUGCCUAUUGGCAGGAGUCCCUGGAAAGCAGGCACCCUGAGGCUGUGGUUGCAGCCUGUGACCCAUUCUCUGGACACAAGGGGCUGGAGGUUCUGGGUCCCUCAGCCCAGGACGAUGGGGCAUGGGGUUCAGCCUGAAUCCAUCAGUCACGUCCUCUCGUGGCCUCAUGUGUAGAUGUGACUCCCAUGGGUGUGGCCCCAGGGUGGGCAGCCACAGAGUGAUGGGGCCUCAUGGAGGGUGCUUAGAAGGUUCCAUGUGGCCUGGGGACAAGGGCUUGUGGGGUGGGCUGGGCCGGGCCUGGCUGGGGAGAAGACAGGUCUCUGUCAAUUGGGUGCAUCACACUGUGGCCUUUCUGUUGUGGAUUUCCAAGCGCAAAGAUUGUAUAAAUCAAACUGGUGGAUAAUAAAGUUGCGGAUGACUCACUGA